This is a messenger RNA of Caenorhabditis remanei, 615 nucleotides long. RefSeq lists its product as uncharacterized. Bases 1 to 615 code for a protein of 204 amino acids. The transcript is spliced from 4 exons. The record is from RefSeq and is a predicted model, not a curated record. NCBI's taxonomy places the organism in Eukaryota, Metazoa, Nematoda, Chromadorea, Rhabditida, Rhabditidae.
AUGUCAGCAGCAGAAGAAGUCAAGUCAAGACAGUUGAGAAAGACGAAGAGUGAAGUCAUCAGGAGUUCAGAACAAGAAGCAAAGCAUAGUCAAGUGUACGAAGAAGGCGGAAGCAAGUUGGGACAAGUCAAUGAGCAAGCAAAGACAGAAGACGUUGGUAACACGUGCAUCAGUAUUCAACUCAAAGAAGAAGAGAGACAGAACGAUUGUAGUCGGAAGCAAGAACAUCGUAGAAGACAUCAUUGUUCAACGGAAGACAACAAAAAGUCACUUCGAAGUCAAAAGCUAGCCAAGCUGAAACAACAAGUCAAGGUAGUCAAGCAACAACUUUCAGACAAGAAGAGAAGAAGUCAAGAGAAGAAGAAGCGAUAUCUCAAGACGGACAUUCAUCAGAAGUCAGUGAAGUUGAAGCAUAUCCGGCUUAGUCAUGGUGCAGCAGAAACAGAGUCACAGGUCAUUCAGGACAGUAGUGUUCUGUCAGCAUCAGUUGUCAUGUUUGUUCUCAAGUUGACAUUGUACAAGAACAACAAGGGAAGUCAGAUGAAAGUGAAGCAACACAGUCAAGUCAGUAAUCGAAGACGUUCAUCAAGUUCAGCAGAACAUGUGAUCAAGUAG